This is a messenger RNA of Haplochromis burtoni (Burton's mouthbrooder), 9407 nucleotides long. It is a transcript of the gene sf3b1, whose product is annotated as splicing factor 3b, subunit 1. Gene Ontology annotation, molecular function: mRNA binding. The coding region runs from base 104 to 4039 and encodes 1311 amino acids. The record is from RefSeq and is a predicted model, not a curated record. Gene Ontology annotation, cellular component: U2-type prespliceosome; U2 snRNP; catalytic step 2 spliceosome. The transcript is spliced from 26 exons. Lineage: Eukaryota; Metazoa; Chordata; Actinopteri; Cichliformes; Cichlidae. Gene Ontology annotation, biological process: spliceosomal complex assembly.
UAUACCUACUGAGCGAUUGGAAACUGGUCUGAGAACAGCUGGAAAGACACGGAACUCUGAAUUAAGUCACAUCCGCUUUCAGUCUCGAACAACCGCCACCAAAAUGGCGAAGAUCGCCAAAACGCACGAAGAUAUCGAGGCCCAGAUCCUGGAGAUCCAGGGGAUGAAGGCCUCCCUGCUGGAGGAUGGAGAGCAGGGAGUGGGCCUGAUCUCCACUGGCGUUUUUGAUCCAGAGAUCUAUGAAGGCAGCGACAGUCGCUUUGCAGGAUACGUUACUUCCAUUGCUGCCAAUGAGCAAGAGGAGGACGAUGAAGAUGAUACGUCAACAAGCUUGUUGGGACAAAAGAAGCCAGGGUACCACGCGCCGGUGGCAAUACUUAAUGCCAUUCCUCAGUCAGAUGAACAGUACGACCCAUUUGCAGAGCAUCGUCCACAGAAGAUUGCAGAGCGGGAGGAUGAAUACAAGGCUCGGCGCAGACAGAUGAUCAUCUCUCCUGAGCGUCUCGACCCCUUUGCAGAUGGGGGCAAAACACCGGAUCCCAAGCUGCAGGUUAGGUCGUAUGUGGACGUCAUGUUGGAGCAGAACCUGUCCAAAGAGGAGAGAGAGAUUCGUCAGCAGCUGGCAGAGAAGGCCAAAUCAGGGGACCUGAAAGCUGUUAAUGGGUCUGCUGCUGCCCAAGCUGUCCCUAAACGUAAGCGUCGCUGGGACCAGACAGCUGACCAAACCCCCUCCAAUGCUACACCCAAAAAGAUGUCCAGCUGGGACCAAGCUGAUGCCAGUGCUGAAACUCCUGGACAUACCCCUGCGCACACACCUUCAAACAGCCGAUGGGAUGAAACCCCCGGCCGCCCUAAAGGCAGUGAAACCCCAGGGGCCACUCCCAGUUCCCGAAUGUGGGACCCGACUCCUAGCCACACGCCUGCCGGUGCUGCCACACCAGGGAGAGACACGCCUGGCCAUGCCACACCUGGUCACGGGGGAGCCACAGGAAGCGUUCGCAAAAAUCGCUGGGACGAGACUCCAAAGACUGAGAGGGAGACCCCAGGACAUGGGAGCGGCUGGGCUGAGACCCCAAGAACAGAUAGAGGAGAAGAGUCAGUGGGCGAAACUCCGACUCCAGGAGCCAGUAAGAGGAAGUCUCGGUGGGAUGAAACCCCUGCCAGCCAGAUGGGCUCCUCAACACCACUUUUUACCCCAGGAAAAACUCCCAUAGGCACACCAGCUAUGGAAUUGCAAACCCCAACUACAGCACACAUGACUCCAGAGCAGCUGCAGGCAUGGAGGUGGGAGAGAGAAAUUGAUGAGAGGAACCGACCUCUAACAGACGAGGAGCUGGAUGCCAUGUUCCCAGAGGGCUACAAGGUGUUGCCUCCUCCUGCAGGCUACGUGCCUAUCCGUACCCCAGCCCGUAAGCUGGCGGCCACGCCCACACCUAUUGGAGGCAUGACGGGCUUCCAUAUGCAGGCAGAGGAUCGCACCACAAAACAGAUGAAUGACCAGCCCUCAGGAAAUCUCCCUUUCCUCAAACCUGAUGACAUCCAGUACUUUGACAAACUGCUGGUGGAGGUGGAUGAGUCCACUCUGAGCCCCGAGGAGCAGAAAGAAAGGAAGAUUAUGAAGCUGCUGCUGAAGAUUAAAAAUGGAACUCCUCCCAUGAGAAAGGCUGCUCUGCGUCAGAUCACAGAUAAAGCUCGUGAAUUUGGAGCAGGUCCCCUGUUCAACCAGAUCCUGCCCCUGCUCAUGUCCCCCACCCUGGAGGAUCAGGAGCGCCAUCUUUUGGUUAAAGUCAUUGACCGCAUUCUCUACAAACUGGAUGACCUGGUCCGACCAUAUGUUCACAAGAUCCUGGUGGUUAUUGAGCCGCUGCUCAUCGAUGAAGACUAUUAUGCCAGAGUGGAAGGCAGAGAGAUCAUCUCUAACUUGGCAAAGGCUGCUGGUUUAGCUACUAUGAUCUCCACGAUGCGACCUGAUAUUGACAACAUGGACGAGUAUGUCAGAAACACCACCGCCCGAGCCUUUGCUGUUGUAGCCUCCGCCCUCGGGAUCCCCUCUCUCCUCCCUUUCCUGAAAGCUGUGUGUAAAAGCAAGAAGUCCUGGCAAGCUCGGCACACAGGCAUCAAGAUUGUGCAGCAAAUCGCCAUCCUCAUGGGCUGCGCCAUUCUGCCUCACCUUCGCAGUUUGGUCGAGAUUAUUGAACAUGGGCUUGUGGAUGAGCAGCAGAAGGUGAGGACCAUCAGUGCCCUGGCUAUAGCUGCCCUGGCUGAAGCUGCCACACCAUACGGUAUCGAGUCCUUUGACUCUGUGCUGAAGCCACUGUGGAAAGGCAUCAGGCAACACAGAGGAAAGGGUCUGGCUGCUUUCCUCAAAGCUAUUGGUUACCUCAUCCCACUGAUGGAUGCUGAGUAUGCAAACUACUACACCAGAGAGGUGAUGCUGAUCCUCAUCAGAGAGUUUCAGUCCCCUGACGAGGAGAUGAAAAAGAUUGUGCUCAAGGUAGUGAAGCAGUGCUGUGGCACAGAUGGUGUUGAGGCCAACUACAUCAAGACUGAAAUCCUGCCCCCCUUCUUCAAGCAUUUCUGGCAGCACAGGAUGGCUCUGGACAGACGCAACUACAGACAGCUGGUGGACACCACAGUGGAGUUGGCUAACAAAGUGGGAGCAGCAGAGAUCAUCUCACGUAUCGUUGAUGACCUGAAAGACGAGGCAGAACAGUACAGGAAGAUGGUGAUGGAGACCAUUGAAAAAAUCAUGGGCAACUUGGGCGCAGCUGACAUCGACCACAAGCUGGAGGAGCAGCUGAUCGACGGUAUUCUGUAUGCCUUCCAGGAGCAGACGACAGAGGAUUCUGUCAUGCUGAAUGGUUUCGGUACAGUGGUGAAUGCUCUUGGGAAGCGCGUGAAACCCUACCUGCCACAGAUCUGUGGUACUGUACUGUGGCGUCUCAACAACAAGUCGGCCAAGGUCCGUCAGCAAGCUGCUGACCUGAUCUCCCGCACGGCUGUGGUCAUGAAGACGUGCCAGGAGGAGAAGCUGAUGGGUCAUUUGGGAGUCGUGCUGUACGAGUAUCUGGGAGAGGAGUACCCUGAGGUGCUGGGCAGCAUCCUUGGAGCGCUGAAGGCCAUUGUGAACGUCAUUGGCAUGCACAAGAUGACCCCACCAAUCAAAGACCUGCUUCCUCGUUUGACUCCCAUCCUGAAGAACAGACAUGAGAAAGUCCAGGAGAACUGCAUCGACCUGGUGGGCAGGAUCGCUGACAGGGGUGCUGAGUACGUGUCUGCCAGGGAGUGGAUGAGGAUCUGUUUCGAGUUGCUAGAGUUGCUCAAGGCACACAAAAAGGCAAUUCGCAGAGCCACCGUCAACACGUUUGGUUAUAUCGCCAAAGCCAUCGGUCCUCACGAUGUCUUGGCCACUCUGCUCAAUAACCUUAAAGUCCAGGAGCGACAGAACAGGGUCUGCACGACCGUAGCCAUCGCCAUCGUUGCUGAGACCUGUUCACCCUUCACGGUGCUGCCGGCCCUAAUGAACGAAUACCGCGUGCCUGAGCUCAACGUGCAAAACGGUGUACUGAAGUCCCUCUCCUUCCUGUUCGAGUACAUUGGAGAGAUGGGCAAAGACUACAUCUAUGCCGUCACGCCGCUGCUGGAGGAUGCUCUCAUGGACAGAGACCUGGUCCAUAGACAGACAGCCAGCGCUGUGGUUCAGCACAUGUCCCUCGGUGUCUACGGUUUUGGCUGCGAGGACUCCCUCAACCACUUGUUGAACUACGUGUGGCCCAACGUAUUUGAGACGUCACCUCACGUCAUCCAGGCUGUGAUGGGCGCUUUGGAGGGGCUGAGGGUCGCUCUCGGGCCCUGCCGCAUGCUGCAGUACUGCUUACAGGGUCUGUUCCAUCCAGCCAGGAAAGUGAGGGACGUCUACUGGAAGAUCUACAACUCCAUCUACAUCGGCUCUCAGGACGCCCUGAUUGCUCACUACCCACAGGUCUACAACGACGACAAAAAUGUCUACGUCCGCUACGAGCUCGAAUACACCUUGUAAAUAAAAAUUCAAAAGCAACACCGCCUAUUAAAACAGGACUUUGAGAAUCACGACCCUCAGAGGUCCUUCAUAAUCUCACAUUAAGAUUUUUUUUCAAAGUUAACCGACUCAGCAUCUCUCUGCAGAGCUCUCAUGUGGCCAUGUGAGAUAUGUCUUGAGGGAAGCAAGAGCUGCUGUCAGUGUGUGUGUGUCUGUGUGUAUGACCUAGAAGUGUAGCACUUCCUGUUAUUUUCAGACAUGCUGAUGAUGCCUGAUAACUGGAUGCCUCAGACUUUUUUUCUUUUCAUCCCGGUCUUAUCAACAGUGGAUACCAUAACAAUCCCACUGCUGUAACGUCUCUUUUAACUUGUCAUCUGCUGAAUUGAUUCCGAGGUUGACGUCAUGUCUAAAAUUCCUCGGAUGUGUUUGUGAAUAAACAUCAACUUUUUUUUUCUCUCUCGUUUUUUGUGCGUGCGUGGAAAUGAAAGACUCUGUGGGGUAAAAAAAAACCUCAUCGCAGAACGCAAAGGAAGUACAGGAAGUCGUUGACUUCUGACUUUCUGCCAAAGCACAGUUAUGUGUCUGUUGUAGAUGUGCACACGAUUUGAAGCAGGUGAAACAUUGAGACCUCUUUAAAAAUGACUGCAAACAGAAAUGGGAACGAUUUUGUCCUUUUCAAAUACGUAAUUGUUCGUGUUAAACUCAACUUUUAAAACGUUCUCAACUUUCUUUAUAAUUAGCCCCAAACCAUAGGAUUGUCUUUACAAAGCUGAAUAGUGGAUCAUGUUCAGGAAAUUACAAGGAACGUUUCCAGGUAAUUACAAGGACAAAACGAAACUUGUUACGCUUUCACUGUUUGAGGAAGUCUGAAGUGUGCCACUGAGCCUGAGGAGAAGAGACUGAGCCAGUAUGAGGCCUGUUACCUCAGGCAUCAGCGGAAAUUAAGGCAUUGUUGCAGAGCACAUAUAUUUCAGAUUAGCCUGCUAGUGUGUUUGGAGGAUGCCAGUGGAAUGAAAACAUUGGUAAUCAGAUGCAGGAUGUUUGUACAGUAUAAGGUGGAGAUUGGAUUGUCCUGCACCGGCCCAGAACCUCAGGUUCUAAUAGCUGGUUCCACUCGGUUCUUGUUCACGAUUAGUAAAAUCAGUGUUCAGAAAUUCCCCCAAAAAACACAUGUACUGAAUGCUAAUGACCCAGCUUGCUUUUAGAAGCAGCACUCCAUUAGCUUAAACAGGAUAGCAUAAGCCAAAACAUGUUAAUGGUAGCUGAUUGACGAAUCUAAACUGGACAACAUUAGUCGUCUUGCAACCACGUCUUUGGCCUUCACGUGGAAUUUAGGUUUAAGGAACUUUCAUCUUGGCUUCAUUUUUGCACCAACAAAUAAAGCUCAGUGAAUUUCCACGUCUUCUGCUGUUUGUGGCCCAAACAGGGUUCUAUUAAUUACUGAUUUAGACCAAAGAAAAAUAAGCUCAGGUGCUUUCAUAAAUGUUAAGCUAACAUUAGCCUUUGGCAGCAUUGCUACUCCACAAACAACAAUGGCUCCUGACUAGUUACUAGUGUUAAAAACAUCUCCCGCAUCCCUAUAACCUGUUGUUAAAUCCAGGCUUUGUGGAGGAUUACACCAGGUGUAGAUGUCAUAAAACAGUAACAUUUAAAGAGAUCAACAUUGUCUUUUGUUUUUAAUUUUAGUGAAUGGAGAACCUUUAAUGUAUUUAUUACAGAGUCAUAUGUGUUCUGCAGUCUCAUUGGUUGCACACCUCAAGGUUGAGAUAGGUUUAUAUUGGGACAUGCCUACUUCAAGGCACUAGUGGUUUUGUUUUUUUGCCAGUAGUCACUUGAAACUGCUGAACGUCACUGACUUUCUUUGGUCUGUAGUCACCACACCGCUGCAAAUCUUUCCUUCCUUGACAGUACUUGUAUUUUUUGACUUUUGUUCCUCUUUAACUUAUCCCUCAUCCUCUACCCAUUUGCUAAAUAUCCCCAUACGUGAUCCUUGCGUCUGUAUACCAGUAAGUUUAAAUACAUUUGGAAAAAAGGGCUGAAAAUAACUUCUGUGCUGAUUUCAUUACAUAACAUUUUCCACGUGAGUUGAGAACAUGACCUUUUUAGGGACAGAAUAGUCAUUAACAGAAAUCAGCACAUACUUGGAAAAAAGUAGUAAAAAUAUUCAUCAGCUUUCAGAGUUACUGCAAAAAUUUUCUUCUAGUAGCUCUUGUGUGAGCACGUGUUGGAUUUCUCUGAUUUAUAGAGUUUGGGCCUUUUAAACAGUUGACAUACUUGAACUUGAGAAUAGAAGAAGUGUGACUUUUUAUUUAAAAUAUAUAAUUAUUAGAUCCUUAACACAAAAAGGCAUAUGUUAUGGCCAAAUAUGUUUGGCUGUUACCGGCAGGCUGACACUGCACGUUGAAGAGCAUUUUCUCAUUGUUAUUGGUUACUAACGGGAUGUUGGUCACAUUGGUUCUGCCUUAAGGCUAAUGGGAAGUGUGUGUGUGUUUGUGUUUGCAUGCGUGCGUGUAUGUGUGCAAGCUGCAAUAAUGAGCUCCUGUGUUUGAAAUAGCCUGUGGGGAUGAUAUACCAGGAAGACUAGUGCAGAAAGCCAAGUCCUGAUGUCAUUUCCUGUCUAAACCUGUCUUCCUCAAGCUUCACUGCAUUUCUCACUUAGCAUUUCUCUGAGUUAUUGGAUUUAUUUACUAGAGUUCCCAACAGAGGACACUAGCUUUUCUACUAAGGUAUUCCCCUGACACAUCCUAUGAAUCGUUGCCUUCUUGUGGCAGUACCAGCCAACUCCUGAGAGAUGCCAGCUGAGUGUUUUUGUUACAGCCACUAAGCAUCGAGCUAAAUAUGCCUAUAAUCCUGACUCCAUCACUGCAACUUUGUGAGUGUGGGAACGAGCAUAGAUGAGCUCAUUUGCAUUAUUGUGUGACUCUGUCAGUGUUACACAUUAGAUCUGAUCUGAACUAGCAGCUUUAAACAUUAGUGUGGUAGAAAAGCAACUCCUGUGUACUGCAAGUAAAAGUAACAGCUACAGUCCUGCGACAUGCUGCGCACACGUGUCUGCCUUCACUCUCAGCAGUGAGUGAGAUGAUGGAUGCUGCAGCAAAAUUACAUUCAGGGGAAUGAAACAGUCAGAUGAGGAAGAAGUGUUGUGGCGUGCUGUAUUUUUUAAAGCAGAAGUGAAAAACUUCUCUGUGGUUGGUUCCUCUCUCAGGUUUCUGAGAAGGAGAGACUGUGUAACAGGAAGUGAGGCAGGAGUAGCAGAAACGCACAGGAAGUGAAGUGAGGCCUCCCUCUGCUCAGCCUGGUUCAUAAAUAACACAAUGAGCACAAUCUACACAUCAUCUACAUUUCGGUUUCAAUUUUGCAAAUUUUUAAAUUGAGACAUUUUGACUAUAUUUGUAAUUGUGUUUUUAGUAUUUUUUUUAACCUCUUAAGCCCCAAGCCUAACUGAUCUCCUGCCUUUUGUCCCUGUAUCAGGGGGCGUUGGGGCUUAAGAGGUUAAGUAAAGGAGCUAUAUCUGUUUGUUUUUCACGUUUUCAAAUGGGAGCAUUUGCUGUUGUCUUUAAAAAAAUCAUUUUCUAAAAACUGGUAGUCCUUAGCAUCCUGUUACUCUUGUUCCCCAAUACAAAUUUGCCGCCUUCAGAAUAUUAAUAAUUUAUAAAAAUAACAAUAAAGAAACAUAUUUAGAUAUUAAUGCUUAAAAUUUUUUGUAAUGAUAUUAACCUGCUACUGAUGUUGCUAUGACAAUGAUAUCAUAGCAACAUAACAUACUAGCCUAAAAAAAGAAUAGUUAGCUCCUUUGCUAGCCUGAACAAGCUAACAUCACCUGCUAUUUUAGCCCAAAUAGUAUAACACCAGUGAUAAUGACUUUAUUUUGUUUAGGUUAUUGUACAUUAGAUACAAUAACCUAAACAAAAUAAAGCUAGCUGAUAAUUUAAUAGAUUAAGCAGAAUGAGAUAAACUGAACCUAAACUGGAUACAUUACCUGCGAUCCUCAUAGGCUAAAGUAGAAAAUAGAGGUACAGUUUUAAAAAGUCAUGAGUUUAUAUAAUGUCAGCGCAUAGAUCAUAAUUGUGUUUCAGAAUUUAAUCCAUGCUUGUUUCAAAACAGGUUAAUUGUUAACAGAAAUGUAAUCAGGAAAAAUGAUAUUCCCAUACUUUGCUUCCAAAGAACCAGAACUUGUUCUAAUUUGUCAGAAUCUUCCUUUUCAGGGUUUGCCUUUGGACAUUGGCUGCUGUUUCACUCGUGACAAUUUUGAUUGUUAAAUUUAUUUAUUUAUUUAAUACAAACAUUUAAAAAAACAUAUUUGGCUUUAAUACUGUUUAGCAAAACCUGCAUGAACCUGAACCUGAACCUAAAAACUGGCCUUUAAGUCCGCCACAUGUUGUCCCAGUUUUCUGUGUUUUUGCAUUCUUUAAAAGCCUCUGAUAUCUGCUGUUUGGGCCUGUAUUUACCUCCCCUCUCUCAUCCUGAAAAGAAUAAUAGGGGCAUCGGAGACACUGAGCCCUUUUUUCUUUUUGUGAUGUGUAUCUACCAAAAAUUUUCCACAGUAGUUUCUCUGUCUCACAGAGAAACGGGAGAUAUAAGAAGUAAGGGAAGGCCUGCAUUUCUUUUGUGUACAGUCUGCAGUUUUUGUACACGCUGCAGCUUUAAGUACUGCACACAUAGGCAGCACUUCAUACCGUGGGAAGGAUCAUAGCCUUUUGUAACGUCCGUAGUGGUCACGUGACUGUUCUUUCUCGUCCCCACAGCCUCCUCUCAUCCAGGCAAUCUUCAGUGGAGAUUCUGAAGAGAUCCGUAUGCUCAUAUACAAGUCUGAAGACAUCAAUGCUCUGGAUGCAGAGAAGCGCACUCCGCUGCAUGCAGCAGCCUUCCUGGGCGAUGGCGAGAUCACCGAACUCCUCAUCCUCUCGGGUAAAACACGCCACGUCUUUCUUGCAGAUUUCAGCUGUUUUUGUUGUUGUUUUUUAUUGAAUGAAUGUAGAUGUGGAGCUUUAUGACAUUUAAAGCAUCCCAGAUAAAAUACAGUUAUCUCGUGUCCAAUUUAAAAACAAACACACAAACAAACCCCUACAUUGUUUUGAUAAUAUUAAAUUGCCUAAAACUUUACGUAGCCCGGCCACUAGCGCCCUGACUGUCGCCCUCAAUAUGCUUCAUCAUUUUCUGGUGAAAGUAAUCACCGUAUGGAUGCAUCUAAGGCUCAUGUUAGUUGAUGGAAGUGGAAGGCUUGUGUUUCCUGGAGCUGUGAGGAAAUUUCCAGAGUGCUUUGUAAACGUGAAGUUACAUCUUUUCCGUGUUUGCCAUGCUGUUUCUGCUCUGCAGGGGCACGUGUCAACGCCAAAGAUAACAUGUGGCUGACCCCUCUCCAUCGCGCUGUUGCAUCUCGGAGUGAGGU